UCACCUGGCAAGGCAGUGGGCACCGAGUCACCAGGCACGACAGCGGGCUCUGAGUCAAUUGGCACGACAACGGGCACCGGGUCAUCAGGUACCGGAUCGUCUGGCUCGACAGCAGGCACCGGGUCAUCUGGCGCUGGAUCGUCUGGCUCGACAGCGGGCAUCGGGUCACCAGGCAUGACAGCGGGCACUGGGUCAUCAGGCAUUGGAUCGUCUGGCUCGACAGCGGGCAUCGGGUCACCAGGUAUGACAGCGGGCACCGGGUCAUCAAGUACGGAUCAUCUGGAUCAACAGUGGGGCAUCGAGUCAACUGGCCUAAUAGGAUCAUCAGGCUGGAUCAGUUCAUCAGGCUGGGCUGAAUAGAGGCAGCAGGCUGAAUAGAGGCAGCAGGCUGAAUAGAGGCAGCAGGCUGAAUAGAGGCAUCAGGCCGGGUAGAGGCAUCCGGCUGGGUACAGACAUCAGGCUGGACGGCAGGCUGACCGGUUUGGAUACUGGCAGGAUGGUACUGGUUGGAAAG
This is a messenger RNA of Staurois parvus, 514 nucleotides long. The record is from the annotation of a GenBank genome assembly. Lineage: Eukaryota; Metazoa; Chordata; Amphibia; Anura; Ranidae.